Messenger RNA from Procambarus clarkii (red swamp crayfish), 1293 nucleotides. RefSeq names its product germ cell nuclear acidic protein-like. The record is from RefSeq and is a predicted model, not a curated record. NCBI's taxonomy places the organism in Eukaryota, Metazoa, Arthropoda, Malacostraca, Decapoda, Cambaridae.
AUGCAUAGCCAAAGACACACCCCUCUUCACCUCUCGGACAUAGAGGCUCAACGAUGGGGCUCAGAGCAUUCAGAGCCACCGGGAGACAAUCAAGAGCAUUCAGAGCCACCGGGAGACAAUCAAGAGCAUUCAGAGCCACCGGGAGACACUCAAGAGCAUUCAGAACCACCGGGAGACACUCAAGAGCAUUCAGAACCACCGGGAGACACUCAAGAGCAUUCAGAACCACCGGGAGACAAUCAAGAGCAUUCAGAACCACCGGGAGACACUCAAGAGCAUUCAGAGCCACCGGGAGACACUCAAGAGCAUUCAGAACCACCGGGAGACAAUCAAGAGCAUUCAGAGCCACCGGGAGACACUCAAGAGCAUUCAGAGCCACCGGGAGAUAAUCAAGAGCAUUCAGAGCCACCGGGAGACAAUCAAGAGCAUUCAGAGCCACCGGGAGACAAUCAAGAGCAUUCAGAACCACCGGGAGACAAUCAAGAGCAUUCAGAGCCACCGGGAGACACUCAAGAGCAUUCAGAGCCACCGGGAGAUAAUCAAGAGCAUUCAGAGCCACCGGGAGACAAUCAAGAGCAUUCAGAACCACCGGGAGACAAUCAAGAGCAUUCAGAACCACCGGGAGACACUCAAGAGCAUUCAGAACCACCAAGAAACAAUCAAGACCCCUCCAAAACCACUGGGAAACAAGACUGGAACAAGACAGGAAAGGCUCAACACAAAGUACCAAGGACAAAUGAGAGAGUGAAGAGAGCCGUCGUCUCUCAAGGAGCACGAGACGAGAGAGGACGAGCUCACAUCGUUACCUCAGCUCAGAUCAUUACCUCAGCUCACGUCGUUACCUCAGCUCAGAUCAUUACCUCAGCUCACAUCAUUACCUCAGCUCAGAUCAUUACCUCAGCUCACAUCGUUACCUUAGCUCAGAUCAUUACCUCAGCUCACAUCAUUACCUCAGCUCAGAUCAUUACCUCAGCUCACAUCAUUACCUCAGCUCAGAUCAUUACCUCAGCUCACAUCGUUACCUCAGCUCAGAUCAUUACCUCAGCUCACAUCAUUACCUCAGCUCAGAUCAUUACCUCAGCUCACGUCGUUACCUCAGCUCAGAUCAUUACCUCAGCUCACAUCAUUACCUCAGCUCAGAUCAAUACCUCAGCUCACAUCGUUACCUCAGCUCACAUCGUUACCUCAGCUUUUAUCGUUCCUUCAUCUCAGAUCUUCCUGUCAGUUAAAAUUGUUCCCUCAGCCCAGAUAUUUUCUUCUUGUCAGCUUAAAAUUAACAAACUAAACGAUUAA